This is a messenger RNA of Monopterus albus (swamp eel), 2601 nucleotides long. RefSeq names its product POC1 centriolar protein A (gene poc1a). Bases 377 to 1603 code for a protein of 408 amino acids. The transcript is spliced from 10 exons. Gene Ontology annotation, molecular function: protein binding. NCBI's taxonomy places the organism in Eukaryota, Metazoa, Chordata, Actinopteri, Synbranchiformes, Synbranchidae. Gene Ontology annotation, cellular component: ciliary basal body; centriole. Gene Ontology annotation, biological process: cilium assembly. The record is from RefSeq and is a predicted model, not a curated record.
CCUGUAUGAAAACCCUGAUUUGAUUAUUUAGAUAAUUUGCCCUGAUUGUUCAGCUGUAUAGCAUUUUAUUUUAGUAUACUUAUAGUGUAUUAUAUCUGUGACAUCGAAGUUGUUGUAGACAAAAACGUUAUUAGCAGUACGACUUUCCCUUUAAGAGAUCCGACCAGAUGCUCAGCGCCCAAUCCCGGCGCGUAAACUGAACUCUGUUGUUGUCAGCAACUACUAGCUAGCUGUUAGCCAACAUUAGCCGACCGGUGAGCCAGCGGGACAAUAUCGUCUGUUUAAUUCGUCGUAAUAGCGAAAUAGAGUACGGCUGUUACAGUCAGAAUAACAUCAAAUCAUUCUCACUGGAUGGUUGUUUACGAUAUCAGGAAAGAUGACUUCUGCGCUGUCUGAUCCAACCCUAGAGAGACAUUUCAAAGGUCACAGGGACACAGUGACAAGUGUGGACUUUAGCUGCAACAUGAAGCAGAUUGCCACAGGCUCGUUGGACUCCUGCGUGAUGAUCUGGAACAUGAAACCUCAGAUGCGAGCAUAUCGCUUUGAUGGACACAAAGAUGCUGUCAUGUCUGUUCUGUUCUCUCCCUCUGGCCACCUGGUGGCCUCUGCCUCCAGAGACAAGACUGUUCGUCUUUGGGUGCCCAGCAUGAAGGCUGAGUCAACAGUAUUCAGGGCUCACACUGCCACCGUGCGCAGUGUUAGCUUUUCUGGUGACGGACAGACUCUGGUCACAGCCUCUGACGACAAGACCAUUAAACUGUGGACCGUUCACAGGCAAAAGUUCCUGUUCUCACUGAACCAGCACAUCAACUGGGUCCGCUGUGCCAAGUUUUCUCCCGAUGAUCGUUUGAUUGUGUCAUCCAGUGAUGAUAAGACCAUAAAGCUGUGGGACAAGAACAACAGAGAGUGCAUUCAUUCUUUCUAUGAACAUGCUGGUUAUGCAAACCAUGUGGACUUCCAUCCCAGUGGAACAUGCAUUGCUGCAGCCAGUACAGACAACACUGUCAAGGUGUGGGACAUCAGGUCCCAUAAGAUGCUACAGCACUACCAAGUCCACAGUGGCGUUGUGAACAGCUUGUCUUUCCACCCGGGCGGUAAUUUCCUCAUGACUGCGUCCAGUGAUUCUACAGUGAAGAUACUGGACCUUGUAGAGGGCAAGCUACUGUACACACUGCACGGACACCAGGGUCCAGUGACCUGUGUGGCCUUUUCCAGGACAGGAGAGUACUUUGCUUCUGGAGGCUCUGAUGAACAGGUAAUGGUAUGGAAGAGCAACUUCGACUGUAGUGAGUAUGGUGCCACUGCCAGGCUACAACAUAAAACUACCUCCAGGGUGCAGGUGCCACCGACUAGCUCUGUGGCUCACCUUCCCUUUAACUCGCAUGCAUCUGUUCUCCAAAGCCAGAACUCUGUGUACUUCCAAAACACGGGUGGUCUACAAGUUAGUACAUCUGAAUGGCUCCUGUUAGACACAGAGCACCGAAGCUGCUACUACAGCUCUGCAAUCAUGUUGCCCAAGCUACACUUGCAGUGUAGACACAGUUACACUUUUGUAAAACAUCAUGGCACAUAUUUCAGUGAAUUUGUAUUUAUGUAUAAUUGACUAUUUGUGCUUUAUUAGCUACUUUGACAGCGCAGAAUGUAGGUUGUUUCAUUUACAGUAUAUGAUAUGCAUCUUAACCACUAAGCCAUCAAGAUGCAUCAUAUUUGAGCUGAUGUUGCUUUUUCAAAAAUGAACUUUGAUUUCUCAGUAAUUUCCAUAACUAUAGCAGAGACUUAAAUGCUAUAUACAUUUGCAAGUAAGAAAAAAAAAAAAGAUUUGGAGCUAAUGACAUUUCAGAUACCCUGUGGUUAUGUUUUUUCUUUAAUUUUUGUCUUGUAUAGUCUCAUUUGAAUGUCUUUAUAUUAAGCAACUUAAGAACACAUAUAUCUAAUUAUUUCUAAGGCCUUUGCGGUACAUGUUACAGUGCACUAUCCUGAUUCACCCUGGUUUUAUUUAAUUUAACAAGGAAGAGCUGUGGAUAAUGUUCUGUAAGUUAAUAAAUGCGAAAGCGGCAGCAUCUCCUCCAUUUUCAUGACCAUGAUUUAAUAGAACAUCCUUCUCUGUUUUUCAGUAGGAGUCUUACUUGCAGUGAUUCUACCACACCCUUUCUGACUACUCUGUCAAUAAAGAAACAAACAAAGGGAGAGAGCAGUGCAGCUGUUAAUGAUGUUUAAAUAUUAAAAGAUCUUGUUGGAUGUCACACACAGACACACAAAACGAACAGGGUGUUAAAGACUAGCAGAAGAACCUCAGGGAACAGCUUGGAUUUCAACCCCUUUGACUGCUAAAGUGUUACUUACAUCAGCAAGGGCACAGUCAAGGUCCUCACACAUACACAUAUUUGUUUUCCUCCCUCCUGGGGACUUUACAUUGACUUACAUUCAUGUCCUGGAGACAUACCCAGACCAUAACUACUAUUUGCCUAACCCUAGCACUGUACCCCUAACCUUAGUGUUCACUGUAAAUGUCAAUGAUUUACAUCGUGGGGACUGGCUUUUGGUCCUCACGAGGAAGGCAAGUCCCCACAUUGUGAGUGUGUAAACAAAUGGUCCUCACAG